UGUAGUCCUCGCAAUCACACCAUGGAGUCCUGGACUAUCCUCCAGCUCAACAUGAGCGAUCUGGUGAGAGACGCCCCACAGGGCUGUGAUAAUGGGGCGCUGAUGGAUCGCUUCGGGGUGCUCAUCCAGGCAGUACUGGCUCUGGUGGCGUUCAGUACAUUAAUGUUAAAACGCUGGAAGGAGCCGAAGGAACUGAGACGCCCGUGGAGAAUUUGGUUUUUUGACACUUCUAAACAAGCCAUUGGAGCUCUCUUCAUCCACUUUACAAAUGUGUUCCUUUCAGACCUGACUGAAGAGGAUCCAUGUUCUUUAUACCUCAUGCAUUUUCUGCUAGAUGCCACUCUUGGGAUGCUGGUGAUUUGGCUCAGUGUGAAACUUGUGUCAAUGAUCGUGGAGCGACAACAGUACACAUUAUUGGUAUUUGGUGAAUACGGAGACCCACCACAGGCAGCUGCAUGGCUUGGACAGUGUGUGAUUUAUCUCUUAAUAAUGGUUGUGGAGAAGACCAUAAUAAGCCUCGUCCUCCUCAUUCCAGGAUGGACAAAGCUUCAGGAAAUUGUACUGGACUACAUUCCAGAUCCCAAGCUGGAGCUCGUCCUAGUAAUGCUGGUGGUGCCUUUUAUAGUCAAUGCAAUAAUGUUUUGGGUGGUGGACAGUCUAAUAAUGAGGAAAUACAAGAGAAUAAAAGUGGAUCAUCACUGUGAGAACAGCACCGACAUGUUACCAGCAAUAAAAGAUGAUGAAAGCCAGGUGAAAAAUGAACUGACCUGA
Messenger RNA from Nanorana parkeri, 771 nucleotides. RefSeq names its product store-operated calcium entry regulator STIMATE-like. The coding region runs from base 22 to 771 and encodes 249 amino acids. Gene Ontology annotation, cellular component: membrane. NCBI's taxonomy places the organism in Eukaryota, Metazoa, Chordata, Amphibia, Anura, Dicroglossidae. The record is from RefSeq and is a predicted model, not a curated record. The transcript is spliced from 7 exons.